GAGCAGCCCGCCCAUCCGGAUCAAGGAGGAGCCGCCCAGCCCCGCCCGGAGCCCGCAGGGGGAGGAGCCCAAGGGCGCCGGGAAUUCCGGGAAUAAUUCCGGGAAUUCCGGGAAUUCCGGGAAUUCCGGGAAUAAUUCCGAGACGCCGCUGUCCCCGUCCACCUUCAUCGACUCCAUCCUGCGGGAAAACGAACCCGGAGGCGCCGCCGGGACCCCCCAGCCCCCGGAAAAGUGCCUGAGCGUCGCCUGCCUCGACAAGUCGGAGCUGAACGAGCACCUGGACACGAUCGACUCGAGCCUGGACAAUCUGCAGGCGCUGCUGAGCACGCACGGCUUCAGCAUGGACAGCGCCCUGCUCGACCUCUUCAGCCCCUCGGUGCCGGUGCCGGACGUGACCCUGCCGGACCUGGACAGCAGCCUGGCCAGCAUCCAGGAUCUCCUCUCCAACCAGGAGCAGCAGAAACCAACGGAGACCGAGCCCGGCGCGGGGGACUCCGGGAAGCAGCUCGUUCCCUGCACGGUCCAGCCGCUGUUCCUGGUGGAUUCCAGCGCCGUCGACGUCGGCUCCGGGGAUCUCCCGGUUUUCCUGGAGCUGGGCGAGGGCCCCCCGAGCUUCCCGGAUGGGGACGAGUAUCCCGAGGAGUAUCCCGAGGAAUAUCCCGAGGAAUAUCCGGAAGAAUAUCCGGAGGAAUAUCCCGAGGAUUAUCCCGAGGAUUAUCCCGAGGAUCCCGCGCUGCUCCCGCCCCCCGCGCCCAAGGACCCGGCCGUGUCCUAAAGGAAAUGGGGACGGAAUCCCGGAAAAAUGACAAAAAUGGGAUCCCAAAAAGACAAAAAUGGGAUCCCAAAAAUGGGAUCCCAAAAGGACAAACGGGAUCCGAAAAAGACAAAAAUGGGAUCCCAAAAAAGACAAAAAUGGGAUCCCAAAAAGACAAAAAUGGGAUCCCAAAAAGACAAAAAUGGGAUCCUAAAAAAGACAAAAAUGGGAUCCCAAAAGAGACAAAAAUGGGAUCCUAAAAAAGACAAAAAUGGGAUCCCAAAAAUGGGAUCCCCAAAGGACAAACGGGAUCCCAAAAAGACAAAAAUGGGAUCCCAAAAACAACAAAAAUGGGAUCCCCAAAGGAAAAAUGGGAUCCGAAAAAGACAAAAAUGGGAUCCCAAAAGGACAAAAAUGGGAUCCCAAAAUGACAAAAAUGGGAUCCCAAAAAGACAAAAAUGGGAUCUCAAAAAGACAAAAAUGGGAUCCCCAAAA
This is a messenger RNA of Zonotrichia leucophrys gambelii, 1249 nucleotides long. RefSeq names its product heat shock factor protein 1-like. Gene Ontology annotation, molecular function: DNA-binding transcription factor activity; DNA binding. The record is from RefSeq and is a predicted model, not a curated record. Gene Ontology annotation, biological process: regulation of DNA-templated transcription. NCBI's taxonomy places the organism in Eukaryota, Metazoa, Chordata, Aves, Passeriformes, Passerellidae. The transcript has 5 exons. The annotation marks the transcript as partial.